Messenger RNA from Cinara cedri, 21106 nucleotides. NCBI's taxonomy places the organism in Eukaryota, Metazoa, Arthropoda, Insecta, Hemiptera, Aphididae. The record is from the annotation of a GenBank genome assembly.
CCGCCGCCGCAGUAUACCUACUCGCCGUACACCAUUACAAUAAUAUCGCAGUAGAUUGUGUUGUAGUUUCGUUUCGGCCUCCGCCGCGCACGCGUGUCCGAUUUUUUGUUGUUACCCCGAAGGUGUGAUAUUACAGUCGUCGUCGUCGUCGGGUAUAUCCUGGUAAUUUUAUCGGCCGCCAUCUACGACGCACCACGACCACGAGAUACGGUCGACUUUCGUCGAUAAUAAUAGUAAUUAUCAAUACCUAAUAUUCUUAUCUCGGCGGAUACGACUGCGCCACUAACCAGCUGCAGUCACACACGCACACACCGUCGAACCAGUAAGUCGUGUGACGGUCAAUAUUAUUCCGUAUACCAUAUAGAUAAUAAUAUGCUUCGUUUCUCGUAUUUCGACUCGUCUUAUCAGGGGGGAAACGGGUGUAUAAUAAUAUUACGGAACUACGCAGAUAAGUAGAUAGCUGGUACCGUGUACCUAUUAUUACGGACAAAUCGUAGACCUGUUAACCUAUUUUUAAAUCUAUGUAGGUAUAAUAAUAUCAUUAGCCACAGCUUCGUGUGUUUCGGCCCGUUUAAAAGGGUUCCUGAUAAGACUUUAAAUUCUUAACCAAAUAUCGUGUAUUCGACAAAUCGCAAUGUAAUUACCUUGUCCGUUUGACACGAUCAUAACAUAAUACGCCACAUUGUUAUUGUGCAAAGUAGAUUGCUCGCCAUUUGAUUACGUACUGAUUAGAUAAUAUUUGACACCUAUCAUUUUACGUGAUUCGAAUAAUUAUUGUUGUCAAAUACCUUAUAGGUAACGUUUUCGUUUCAAGGUUUACUGACCAAUUUUAUAAUUACAAUUAGUUACCUAUAUUGGCUAUAUUCAUUCAGUCUUGUAUCGUCACGAACUACCGAUCCCGACUGAUCAACGAUUACCAGAUUGUUCAACCUGUUUGUUGCCGUUUCAAUUUAUUUAUCUAAUAGAGAUACCAAAUGUUUGCAGUCUUAAGAAUUUUAGUUGUGUAAAGAACAAUUUAAAUUCUCAACACAAUUCGGUAGCGCAUACCAUAGAUAUAAAUUAAUAUUGUUCUAUGAUAGUAGGUACUUAUCUGCGUCCUACCUCUUAUCUCACAGCCCCUUGAUUACCUAAACAUUAUGUAAGUAUUAUGAAAGUUCAACUAUUUCGGUUUUUGAAUAACUGGUUUUACAAAAACAAACGAAACAAGUAUUAUUAUGUGUUGAUCAUUAAAAGAUUAACCAAUGGGUGUAAACUAAAGAACCUCUCCAACACAAAAUAUAUUAUGUUCUAACAAUACUAAAGUAAUUUACCUAUAGGUAAAGUUAAGUUACAAAAUAUUAUGGUACUAAUAUAGAAGUUUCUCUACACUGUUAUACCAUUUUCAUUGAAAUGGUCAAAAUUAGAAUUAUUUACAGGGUAAAUCACAAAAGGAAAUCAUUGUACAAAUGUUCGUUAUCACAAAAAUGUUUUGUAAUCUCAUAGGAAAUAUUGUUAAUGUUUCUGAAAAUCAUGGGAUCUGGUGUUAGUUCACCAUAUUCAUCAGUGAUUUACCCUUUAGAAUUAGUGGUAGGUAAAUGGACGAAUUUAGGGGAUAAAACCAACUAGAAUUAUCAAAAAAAUGUUACAUUUAGGUCCCUGUAAACAACCUAAGCCGUUCACUUCACCUACAUAACCAAUUUAACUUUUAGUUUUUCACUUUAUUGUUUUGUUUUAAAAAAUGUUAAUAGGUUUUUGAAAUAAUGAGCAAGCUUUCUACUUUACAUAUUUUGAAAAAAUUGCACUGUACAGUGUACAUACAUACAAUAUAAGUGUAAGACUAAGUAUAAACUUCUAAGUAGAUAUACAGUUGACUUCAAGAUUAUGUUGUUUAUCUAUUCUAUCGGCUAUUUUAAAUUGUUAGUUAAAACUGUUAGAAUUAGUGACAAACAAUAUAGGUAAUAUAUUUGUCAAAUUUUUUAUAAAUUAUAGUAAUAAUUUAGGUAACCAUAGAUAAUAUAAAGAUUCUUUAUCAUCUAUGAACAUAUCUUGUACUUAAAUUUACAGUGUAUCUAAUAUUAAUAUAUUAUGUAAACUGCAUUUAAAGUUUUUUCGAUUAUCAAAUUGACACAGUAGGUAUUCACUAUUCUACAGACUUGAAUUGUAGUUUAUUGAUAUAAUAUUUAGUGCCGGGUAUUAAUAACAAAUACCUACCUAACUAUUUAAAAUAAUUUUACAUUCGUAAUAUUUAUCAUUUGUUUGUACCUAGAAACAUAUGUACUUUUACGAAUCCAUUAAUAUUAAAAUUAUAAGUCUUAUUGCUAUAAAUACAAUAUUAUAAAGUACCUAAUAAUUCAUAAGUAGAUUAUUGAAUGAUAAAUAUUUUGCCUACCAAGUAGAUACUAUUAAAGUAUUUGGUUAGAUAAAAUCUUUAAUCAACCAUUUUUUAACAUAGCAAAAUUUAAAAAUUUGUAAAAUGAGUUUUCAAAUAAAACUUAGAAAUAUAAGUAUAGAAACAUUAUACUCUAGAUACUUACCUACCAACUCCUUGAGUUCAUAAAUACUAAAAUAAAUACCUACAAUUUAUGAAUAUUAUGAAUAAAACUUAUUCAAAAAAAGUCAAUUGAUACCUACUCUAAAACUAGUAUAUUUUUAUUGAUCAAUAAAAUGUAGACUUACCCUAUUGGACGACAUCAAUUUUAAAAACAGUUUAUGUGUCUUAUUCAGAUAAGUUAGGGAGAGAGUAACUGACUUAUACCUAAUAUAUUAUACUUAAACUAUUAACAUUAAAUGAUAAAAAUGUUUAAAAUAUAUCAUACAAAGUUAAAUUAAUUUAAUAUAUUUUUAAUGUUCAUAAAUUAAUCUAUAACAGUAAAUAAAGUACAAUCAAGUAUCAAAUGAUACCUAUCUACUGUUGAUUUUUAGUGAAAUAUUUUGUUGUCCACUGAAAUCAGUUAGUAACAUGUUUUUAUCAAAAUAAUUAUAAUUCUUAUUAUUUUAUAAUAUACUAGAUCUUAUUGGUAAACAGUUUUUCAUUAAAUGACAAUAUAGCUAUUUAUUAAUUGAAUAAUAAUUAUUUUUGAACCGUAAUACCAACAUUGGUAUUAGUGUUAGGAUUUUUUUUUGCUAUGUUGAAGGAUUUUUAUCAGGUGAUUUGUGAAAAUUAAAUGUAGGUAAUAAAAUUAUGUUUUAUUCCCUACCAUCUAUGUAACUAUCAUUUUAUAAUUUCUACAAUGAUGUUCACUGUAAAUUAUAAUUGUAAUCUAUAUAUGUGUAUAUAUAUCUAUGAACUAAAUGCAGAUUUGAUUAGACAAAGUUAUAAUUGAAUACAGUUUUAUCAUUGAAUCAUAAAAACAAAAAAAUGAUUUUAUAUUAGCAUCAUUACUUUAUACCUAAUGAUGUACUUAAAAAAUUUCGAUUUUUGAAAAUAUUACAAUUGCUUAAUCUAUAUUUAUAGACAUCAUGCCAUUGGAGAAUUAAAAAUAAAUAGGUAGGUAUUUAGCCAAAUCAAAACCCCAGUUUUAUUUAUGGAAGAUUUCAUCAUUUAAAAUAUUAUGUAGGUAGGAACCUAUUUCUUUACAUAUUCUGCUAUAUAACAAAUUAAAUUCAAUAUAGAAUAAAUAUAUUUACCUAAUAUUAAAAUUUAAAAUUAGAAAAAUAGAUUGGUAUUAUGGAAUUUUUAAAUAAUUUCUUUGCGCGUAAUAUAUAACCGAUAUCUAUAUAAUAAUAAUAUAUUAGUAUAAUAUUGGAUAUACUAAGUAUAGUUUUAAUAAGCUUUUAAAAAAGAAAGGUGAUAUCCUAUAAAUUAUACUUAACUAUUUUAAAGUUUGUCUUGCCUAAUAUUGUACUACCUAUAUGUAAAUUAAUCAACUGAAAUUACUUAGGCACCUACUUAAAUCCUAUGAUAUGUUAAACUAUUUUUAUUUAUUUAUGAUAUUGUAGGUAUUUGUGUAAAGUCGUUUAUUCAGGAACUAACAAUUUUACUUUUACUUUAUUAUUUUAUUAAAUAAUUAUUUAUUAUUUAUUUUAUAGAUAGGUAACCAUGUAAAAUACAUUGUUAUAUUUUAGUCUAUAAUUAUUAUUAAUUUUACCUUAUAUGAUAUAUUUUUAAACAUUUUACCUAGUGAAUUAAUAAUUAAUAUGGGGUUAUAUGUACAUUAUUUGUAACAUAUAAUUGCAUUGUUUUACUUUUCAGUUUUAAGUCAUUUUUCUUUGGACAAAUUUGUAAAUAAUAAUUAAUAGCUAAUCUAAUUACUACCACAUCAUUAAGUUCUUCAAUAGGUACCUAGUAAAAACUGUAUUCCGCAACAUAUUAUUUGUAGUAUAAUUUGCUAAUUAUUUUCAAAAUAGGUAUGUUAAUUAUAGAAAAAUUAGGCUGUACUGCAUACAGAACGUAUUAUUAAAUACCUACCAAUGCAUCGGAAAUAACUAAGUGUAGUCAAAUAAACAUAAUCUAAACUUGUUUUUAUAACAAUACAAUUUAAACCUAAAAGAUUCAUGCUCAAUGGAUCUCAAAUUAUUAACAUUGUAUUGUACGCUUUACCAAGUUAUACUUGGUAUACAGUAAACCUUACUGAGAACGGUGAACCAAGUUUCACGAGUGUAUCUACAUUUUAUUUACUUAACAAUAAGCAGCAAUUUUAGGUGAACAACGUAAUUUGUAUAUUCUAUUUUAUUCGAUGGUUUAAAUUAUCGCUGAACAAAAAAUGAUAUGAAAUCCAAAUUAACAUAGAUAUUAGCGUGAAACGCAAAAUACUGUUUACACAUUUUUUUUCCAAAAGUAAUUUCUGGUGAUUGAUGUACCAAUGUCUAAUAUUAUGUAAAUUUGUACAUUUUGCGGCUAAUAACGUUGUCAAUAAUAAUUCUCUCAUUAUCAAUUAUAGGACCUGGUGGCUGGUACUAUAAAAUCUGAUGAUUCAUAACAUUUUUAUUCAUCUUGAUUUUUUUUUUUCCUAAAACAAGAGUCAAUGAAAUUCUAACACCUGUACAAAUAAAAUACAAAGAUACGCCCUCGAAAAAAAAAUUUGUUUUGUUUCACCCUAAUGUGCCAUGAUGAUUUGACACUUAAAAUAACUUGUUUUAUUCAAUAUUUUUAAUAUAUAUAUAUUUUAGAUUCGGAGCGUAGCAAUGAAUGUAUUUGUUUUACAACGAUGAUUAUUUUUAUUUUUUUUAUACUGUGUACUAAAUUUCUAGCGAAAAUCUUGGUCCAAUGUAUCGAACGUAGCGCCGUUUCUGAAAGCGAAUUUUAUCUAGUUGUUACUUUAGGGAGGUUAUUUUUAACCUUUGAUGUUUUAAGCUGUUUUCAUAAUAAUUGAAAAAAACGUAGGGAUAAACGGGCAAAUAUUUACGGCAUAACGAUUUUCAUAAUUUUACAUUUUUGUAACUUGUGUUUUCUACUAUAAUGUUUCUUCAAUUAAAAUCUUGCUGCAAUCAAAAAAUGACGUAAGACCAUAUUUUUCUUGAAUUUUAAAUCUAAUUUUUUACUUAGAAAGUCAUUUUUUGAUUUUCCAAGUAGUUUUAAUAAUAAUUAGGUAAAAUCAAAAAAAGACGAAAAAUUAAAAUGAUAAAUAAUUUAAAGAGUCACAAUAAAAAUUUGUAAAUUGUUAAUUAUAUUAUUUUAAAAAAUAAAAAAUAUUUAAUAGAAAAAAAAUUAUUUUAAAUGUCAGAUCAUUGUAGGACACUGUGUAUAAUUAGGUAUCUAUAAAUUCUGACUUGUUUUUACAUAACUAUCACCUCUGAUGUAAUAUCACAAUCAAUCACUAACUAUAAAAUAAUAACUUAUUAUCAAUUAGGUGUAUAGUUAAAUGAAUAAAACUAAAAUGUACACUCAAUGUACUAUAUCAUUUUUUUUUAAGUGAUUUGCCAACCACCUGAAUACUUUUUAAUGAGCAAUUUUUUUUUGGGGGGUGGGGGGAGGGUGAUCUUUUAAGAGAAUUCCGGAAGUUGAUCCUUUGCAUAACAUGAAAUAUCAGUCCCUCAACACUAUCAGAAAAUCUAUAUAAUUAAUAAUAGGGGCUUAUUAUAUUAGUUUUUUUAAAAUAAUUUUGUGUAAAAUAUUUGGGGUCCACAUUGAUAAUAUGCAUAGUGUCUUUAUGUUUAGUUUAUGUGUAAGAUACUAUUGGAUUUGAAAUUGUUUUAAGAAUAAAACACAUUACAAGUUUUGCUCAAAAACUAAAAUUAAAAUGUAUUUUUAGAACAUUUAAUCAAUUUUUAAAAAAAUGUUAUUUAUGACACUGUAAUCUAGUACAGUUUCUAUAGUUCGAACGUUUACGUUUACAAGACUAUAAAUUAUGACAACCUCAUUAUAAUCUUUAAAAAAUAAUCAUAUUUUAUUAAUUUACUAGAUACCUAAAUAUUUAUUUAAAUGUGUAAGUAAAAAAAGCUCACACAAAUUAAAAAUUCAAAGGAAACCAAUAUUUGACAUUAAAUUUUAUUAUGACUCAUGGACAUAUUUAAGAGACAAAAUAAAAUAAGAAUUAAUCAUGUAUCAAAAAUAAAAUACAGGAAUAUUAACCAAUUUAUAUUAAGUAUAAGUAGUAUGAGUAGAUGAUUUAUAGAAGUACAAAAUUGAUUUUAAUUUUAGUACAACUUUUCAAAUGUUUGUCAACAAUAUUUGAUUAAUUAGUAUAAAUUUACAAGGUCAAAUAAAAGGUUAAUUUAAUUGAUACCUAUUCUGUCACCAUUAGUAAUUAACCAUGGAUUUUAAUAAUAUAUAGUUUUGGUUACUUAUUAGUUUAAAGUAUAUAAAAAAAAAAAAUACUCACUGUUAAUGUUACUUGAAAAAAACAUUAUUUUAUGUUGAAAAUUAAAAUAUAUUCUGUUAAAUUUUAUUUUUCAGUUGCUAAUUAAUAUAGAUAAAUAAAAAGAAAAAAUGGAAAACCCUGACGGAGUCAAAAUUGAAGAGACUGCUUCCGUAUCAGAAGAGCCAUUGAUUAGUAUUUUAGACAUUGGUCUUUUUAUUGUAAUUAUGACUGUGGCAUAUUUUUGGUACUUCAAAAGAGAUAAACAGUCUAGUUCACCAGAAAAGAAACCCUACACUAUUCAGUAAGUAUAAUAUUUAUUUUUCUCUAAUUAUUUUAGUUGCAUGGUUUAGAUAUUAUAGUUGUUCUACAUAAUUAUUUUUUGUAUUCACACAAAAAGAAAAACUGAAUGUACCUUAUACCUUUAUGUAUGUUAUUUUUCUUAUACUAUAAAAAACUACCUAAACAUUAAAUUAUUAUUUAUUCAAAUUUUAUAUCAUGUUUUUCAAAUACUUUUUUUUAUUAUAUUUACAUGUAUGUUUUACAUUUUCCAUCCUCUACUUCAAUUCUAUAGACUGUAUGCAUAACUAUAAAUAAUAAACAUCAAAAUAUAACAAUGAUAGUAACGUUUUAUAGCUAAUUUAAAUAUUUCUUUUUCAUGGACUUUCAGUUACUGAUCAUAUUAAAUAUUAUAAACAACUAAAUUAAAUUUAAUUAGGUUUUUUUACUACUAUUAUAUUGAAUUUGAUUAGGUCUAUUUUUAAGGAAUUAAAUUAAAAUUAUGUUAAAAAUAAAAUUGUUAUAUGUUAAUAACGUUAAUACAAUAUUAUGAAUUGAUAAUUUAUGUUAUCUCAAUAUAAUAUAAAAAUUUUCUAUCCAUUAGUAUUUUAACAAAUACAAAAGUGGUAUUAGUUUUUUAGGUCAUCAUAUAUUUAUACAAAAUCUUUAUGAAUAUGUUUAUUCAGUUUAAAAAAAAUUAAUUCAAAUAAGUACUUAAGUUAUUUAAUUUUAAAAUUUAUUUAAAUUGCCAAUGAAACAGUUUGUUUGAAAUAUUAAUCUUAUUUUUAUUGUUUAAUAUAUAACAGUAUAUAUUUAAGAUCUAUUUUUCCUAAAAUAGUUGUUAGUUUAAGUAUUACUUUGAGCCUUAGUAAAAUUUGUAAAAACUAGAGGAGCCAUACAUUUUCUGAACACAAUUUUAUGGUGAAAGAAUUAUUAAACAGAAUUUAUUUAUUUUAACUUGGUCCAUGUAAUUUUUUUAAACACUGGAAUUUUUAUGCAGUUUAAACAAAAGUAAUUGCAGAGACCUAAAAUUGUUAUCAAAUUUGAUAUAAUCACCUUUUCUAAACGUAGUAUAAUUUUCAAAAUAUUCUGACGUGUUCUCUUCUCUUUUAUUCUAACUUAUACAAUUCUGCUAUUUGUAGUUCAUUUUAAUAUUCAAGAAAAUUAUUCUUUUUUUUUGUAUUGCUAUUAAUGUUAUUAUAAUAAAAAAUAGAUAAAAAAUUUGUUCAUGGAGACUUAUAUAAUUUCAAAGUGAUAGCAAUAAUGCAAAUUCUAUUACCUAUUUUAUCAAUUUAAAUUAGAUUAAAUUAGAUUCUCGUGGAACAUGGUAUAAUAAUUUAUUAUAUGAGUUUGUAUUCAUAGUAUUUUGAUCUGAACAAAUGGAAUACUUACAUUCUACCUCUCUUGUAUAUUAUAUUAAUUCAAAUAUAAGUUAAUUUAUUGAAAUUGGCACUUGGAAUACAUACUACAUAGGUGCACAAUGCAUAAUAUAAUAUUUAUAAUUUUUACAUGACGUUUGUAUUCUUUCAUUUUUAAGCUUUAUCUUUUGUUAGACAUAUUUUUAAAAACAUUGAAUUGAAAAACGUCAACAAAUUUUGAAAUUGGCAUAUAUUCAAAUUACUUUAAGAUUAUUCAAUUUGAUACAUUAUUUGAUUUUUGAUUUCAUAUUUUGAUACCUAUUUAUUGAAUCUAAAAAUCUAAUCUAAACUGUUAUUAAGGAUAAUAAAAAUAUAAGGUAAUUAAUAUCUUUAUGGAACAGGAGUAAGAUUUAAAAACAUAUUAAAAUCCUUAAAUGAUUCAUUAUGACAGAGAAAUAUAACUGAAAACAAAUGUGCUUCAAAAUCUAUAUAUAUAAUUGCUGGUUUAUCACAAAAAGAAAAAAUUAUAAUUAAUAUUUUACUUUGUAUUUCUAACAUUUCAUAUUUUUGUUAUGUAUAAAAUUACAUUUUAUAAUUUAUUGAAUAUUGGAAAAUUUCAGACCAUCCACAAUCAGUCCCAUGGAGCAGACCUCCAAUAGUUCCUUUAUAAAAAAAUUAAAAUCUACGGGCCGUAGUUUGGUAGUAUUUUAUGGAAGUCAAACUGGAACUGCAGAAGAAUUUGCAGGCAGAAUAGCCAAGGAAGGUGCUAGGUAUAAAAUGAAAGGAAUGGUGGCUGAUCCUGAAGAAUGUGAAAUGGUAAUGUUAUUUUUUUUAUAUUUAAAAUAUUUAAAUAAUUUGGUCAUAUAUUUAACAAAUUAAUUUGUAUUUAUUAUUAGGUCUUAUUAUUAUGCAACUUAAAAAAAUAAGACCAUGCAACUAAAAAAAUGUUUUUUUUUACAUUAUUCAAAUGUUGAUUUAAAAGAAUGCAUCAAUUGCAUGAUUAAAAUCUUUGACAGUUUUGAAACUAUCAUUACUAAGUUAUUUUUAUAUACUAUAAAUGUUCACAAUAUAUUUUUAAAAUUAUAUUAUGUACCUAUAUAUAUUGAAUAAUAUAUAUGAUAAAUAAAUUUAUUUCAAUUGUUAGAUUUUUGAUGAUUUGUGAAAUUAUUAGGCAUAAAACAAUAAAUAUAAAAUUGAGAAUUUUCAAUGGAAAUAUAAGUUGGAGGUCAUCUAUCAUAAUGAUAAUAAAAUACAAGGUUUUUUAUAUAUAAUAAUACUACCUAGUGAUUCAAUGUCAUCAGAUCUUUUUAUUUAUCGAUAAUGAAAUGUAUAUAACAAUAUAAAAAGUAUUUUAAUUUAUAAAAAAAAUAAUAAGUGACAUAUAAUGUAUUUCUAUUUAUAAUAUAUUUAUUAUGUACCUAAUUACUUUACUAAUUUAAAUAUAUAAUACAUACAUUUUAAUUGCAAUGUUUAAUACAGUUUUAUUUUUUAAAUUAUUGUGUAAACAUUAUCUGUGAUACAUUAUGAUUUUUAUAGUUAUAUAACUGAAACAUAAAUAAUAUCAGAGUUCAUAAUCAUGCUAAAAAAUAACCGUUUUUAAUUUUUGUUUUUCCUUUUAUUUUUUAUAGAUAUAUUCCAUUAUAAUAGAAUGUGAUAAAAGAUUUUAAAAUUAUAUGGUAACUUCAUAUUAACCAGAAUCUUAGUUAUUGUUUAAGUUUUAAUUUCUAUAAAAAGUAAAGUCAAUAUAGGUGCUUACUAUACAUGUUUUCUAUUUAGUAUUAAUUAGUAGUCAUUGUAUAUCCAUUUAAGGUCUAAAAUUUGUAUGUAUGACUUAGAAGUAGAACCCAUUAUAAUGUUUUAUUAAAUAGUAAAGCAGGAAAUGUUUACUAAAAUGAAAAAUAAUAUGUAGAAUACCUUGAAAAAAUACAUCAUUAUUUAGACUUCUGAUAAUAUUUUUGUUAACAUAUUAUUGCAUACUACCUAUUGUAGUUUUAGACUACAAGCAUAGUGAUCCCGCGUUUAAAUUUCAAAAUAAAUUAAUUUAAUUCUAGAAAUAAAUCUUUCUUUUAUUAGAUUCCGAGCAUAGCGAGGUGCUACUGGUUUUACUAAAAUGUUUAUUUUUUUCUUUCUGCGUUUUUGUGUGAAGACCCUUUUUUCCUAGUAAACUUUCUCCGAUUUUUAUGUGUGGCAUCUUUUAUGAAAGCUCAAGUUGUUUAUAUUGUACUUUAAAUAGGUAAUUUUUUUGAUUUUCGAUGCCAUUCUUAAAUAAAAGGACUUAAGUAGGAAAAAACGUUGGAAAACAAACAAUUUCAUUAUUUUAUUAAAAACACGGAUGACAUUUUCUAUUAGAAAAAAGUGAUUUAAUUGAAAAAUCAUAAGACCCCUUUUUUGUUGCCUUUUUGAUUUACUUUCUUACAGUAUCAUCUCCAAAACUUUUGAGCCACUUUUGAACUUUUAAGGAAUUUUAAUUUUUGCUGUAAUUCAAUUAUAAAUAUACGUAAAAACUUGAAACUUAGUAAUAUUACUUAUAUUGGACAUACCUAGACAUAAUAAAAUUUUCAAAAUCAUCGGACGAUUUUUUCUUUUUAUAAACGUUUUGAAAUCAAAUUUAAACGAAAAUCGUAAAAAAAAAAUUACAGCACUUCAAAUUAUGUAUUACCGAACUGCUAUGAAAUGGUCUUUCGUCAAGCAAUGUCUUAUCGUUGCUUACAGAUAUAAAUGAAAUAACCUUAUGUAUCCUACCUUUCCAAGUUCCCAUCUACAACAGUGGCCGCUCCCAUCCCUUUAUCGGCUCUUUUUUUAAAAAUUAAAAUUAUUGCUUAAAACGACAAAAUCGAGUUUAUGUUAUUUAAUUUUAUUUAAUAAAUUGUAUUCUCAAAAGAAUCCCAAAGAAAUCUGACAACUGCAAUAACUUGUGUUAUGUUCAAUAUUUUUUUUAAUUAAAAAAAAAAUGUUAACCUAUUACUAAAUCCGAAAUAGCGCUUAUCAUUUAUUUUUUCGAUUUCCACAAUUAUUAUGAAAAUCUCUUGGAAAAUCAAAAAAACGAUCUCCUCAAUGCUCUCAACUAGAUUUAAUAAAAUAUAACAAAAAUAACCUCUUGUCAAUUUUUAAUUGUAUCAAGUUUUCUAAUUGAAAGUGGCUCACAGACACAAAAAAAAAUAUUCUGCAUUCAUAAGCAAAAAUGUAUAAUACUUAAAAAUAGAACAAAACAUAUUUAUAAUUCAUUUCAUUAUUUCAAGAUUAAAAUUUGUAGUAUCAAAAAACUAGUCUAUAGUAAAUCUGUACUCUGGUAUUAUACUUGUAUGUUUAUCCAUGAUAAUUUAAUAAAAGGCACUCAUUGUUUUAAAAUAUAUGUUUGUAUUAAUUAUACAGUGUGAUUCAUUAAGCACACUCACCCAGUUUUCAGGAGUAAAUGUUGCAAGUAUUCAAAUUCUGUUUUUUUAGAAUUUUUAAGUGUAGUUAAAGAAGAUAUUUUCGUAUAUCUAAAUUUUUUAUAACAUUUAAGAAGUAUUGUUGGUGUCUUGGCGAUACAAACUUUGGGUUUACCAAAUGAAUACCUAUAUUCACAAUUACAUAAAAAGAUAGAGUAUUAGUUAAAGUAAAAAAAUGGUGUUGAGAUGUUUGAUUUUACUCUUUCACGAGAUAUUCCACUUUUAUUUUAGGCAGAGAGAAAUUAGUGGUGCACUAUUCAAAUAUCAGACGCUGUGCCACUACACAAAUUAUGCUCCUUUACUCUCCCCCUGUCUAAACUUAAAAGUGGAAUAUCUCGUGACAGUUAAGGGAAAUCGAAUAUGUCAACACCAAAAUUUAUUUUAACUAUCACUAUUUAUGGAAUUUUUAAUAUAGGUUCUUGUUUAAAAAACUAAAAUUUGUAUUUAUAAAAGAAAUUCAUAAAUUGAAGUAUACAGACAUGGGAUGAGCACGCUUAAUGAAUCUCCCUGUAUGCUAUUUCAUUUUAAAAUAAUUAAAAAUUACAAUAGGUUCAACAUUAUAGUAUAUAAAGUAUUAACUUUACAUGUCCUUGCAUACUUAUAAACUACCUAUGUUAAAUUAUUUGAUAUUCAAAUAUUAACUCAGUUUUAAUAUUUAAAUCAUAGAUCUUUAAAUUAACAAAAUUCAUGAACAAUUUUUAUUUGAAAGUUUAGAUUAUAACCACAGCUAGUUAUUUGUUUUACAAUGAUAUUUAUAUAUUUUUUAUGUUCUGUUAUAAACUAUUCUACCCUCAAUUAUACUUCAAUUUUCAUGUAUAGUAAUGUUUCUGAAAGGAAAUUUUAUCUGGAUAGUACUUUAAUAAGGUCAUUUUUUGAUUUUCCGAGCUAUUUUCAUAAUAUUUGCGGAAAAACAGUACAUUAUACGAAAUGUAUUAUUAAAUUAAUAAAUUUAGACAGGAAACUUAUAUUUGUCUUUCUAAACAUGGUAAAAUUGUCAAGACAUUUAAGCCAUUUUUAAGCUAAGGAGUUUUUUAUGUAAUUUUUAUUCGAUAAGUACUCUGUGGAUAAAAUUGUUAGACCAAUUAGAAAUGUUUGAAAAUUUAACAGGAAGUUUAUUAUAAGCCGUGCUCCAUGGUAAAAAAAAAUUGAGUGUAAUGUAAAAUUUUAGUUCUCUAUCUAAAUUUCAAGUCUCUAUGGAUAUUUUUAACUAAAACGCAACAAAAGAACAAAAAAAAAUAAAAUUUCCUAACUAUUAUGAAAAAUCAAAAAAUAACCUUCCUAAAGUAUCACCUCAAUUAUAUUUCUUUUAAGAAAAAGUACUGCACAUGAAAAUUGGUAGAAAAGUUGUUUACAGAUUUAAAAAAAUAAUAAUAAUAAACAUCAUUGUAAAAUCAAUACAUUAAUUGCUUUGCUCAAAAUCUAAAAAUGUAUAUCUGCCUAGAUCUAAAGUUUUAAAGAACGAACCUGAGUACAAUACAAUGUGUGCUUUAAAUAGUAUACUACAAAUUAUCAUUUUAUUAUAAACCUGUAUACUGUCAAAAUAAUUCAAGAAAUAUUUUAAUAAGGACUGUUAAAUAAAAUAAAACUUAAUAAUAAAUUGUAAUUACAAUAUCUAGGUUGUAAUAAUAUUUUAAACUUUUUAAAUUAUACAAAUAUUCAAACAACUUAAAGAACUAGGAAUCAUUAUUUUAUACAUAAAAUAAUAUAUGUUAUUUUAUAUUUUUUGUAUUAUUAAAUAAUAUAAAAUAUUAAAUUAUUACUAAUAAUAUCUAUCAUACCAUUUAUUUAUUAAGUUCAUAGUUGUUUUUACCUAAUCAUGAUUUAUGUAAAAAACCUACAUGUUCAACAAAUAGGUUAGGUUAGGUUAGUAGUUUAGUACUUUGUGGUUAUUCUGAAACUAUCAUAAUUAUACGAUUCCUAUCUAUAAUUAAAAUAUGUAUUUUUUUCUACUUUAGACUUAACAGAAUUGCAAAUAAUUAUUUGUAGUUCUAACUAAAAUUGCACCAUGUGUCAGAUUUGAUAGGGUGCCAGGUAAUAUCAUUUUUUUUCCAGUUGCUGGGUUAGAAAAAAGUUUUAUUACAUAUUAUAUGAUAUAAUUUAUAGGUAUUAAAUACAUAUACAUAUUAAAUAAUAUUCAUUUUCAUUAAUUUAAUGUGAAAAAAAAUGUAUUACUAUACAUUUUAGUAUAUUAUAAUAUGAUAUAUCGAAUUGAAGAAUAUUUAAUUAUUGCGUAAACUAUCAUUAGUAAAAAACGUAGUUAAUUUUUCAUUGGAAAUUGGCUUAUGUUCCAUAUUUAUAAAUAGAAUAUUUCUGGGUAAUGGUGAUUUGAUUUUUCUUUGUAUAAUUAAUAAGGUUGUGAAAAAGCUUCUUUCACAUUAAAAAAUUCUUUCACUCUAUAUUCUACUUGACAUCACUGAUAAAUAUUUUGUUGAAGUUUUAACAGAUUUAGAUAAAGUAAUGUAAACUUUUUAUUAAAAGUCGUCGGGUUUGGGAAAUUAAGACCCUGUUAAAAAGCUGUGUAGGUAUUGAAAAAUUUGCUGGGUUUUUUUGACAGGUACUCUAGUUUUAACAACCAACUUGUAAUGUAAUACAUUAUAAUAAUAUUUAAAUAAAUAAUUAUAUAUAAAUUAAAUAUAUUCAUUAAAAAAUUAAAGGUAAUGCAUAAUGGCCUAUAGGUAAUAGGUAAUGGCCUAUUUAAUUAAAAAAAAAUCAAUUUGAUAUUUCGAGCAAAGCGAGGAAUGUAAUAGUUUUAGUAUACUGUGUAGUAGUUUGUUUUCUCUAAUUAAACAAGUCUUUGGUCAGAAUUCUUGCUUCAAUUAUUAAAAUUGUUUAGCUUUGAAUAAAAUAUAAAUGCUCGAGAAUUGUUUAGAAGGUUUCUCAUAAUUUGUUUUUAAGGAAGUAUAAAAAUAUUGUAAAUCUGUAAUCACAUUUUUUUUUUAUAUACGUGUUUAAAGUUCAAAUUUUGAUGAAAAUUUUAGAAAAUAUAAGUAAUAGUAAUUUAUCUUGUAGUUACAAUUAAGUACAUUUUUCAGUUAAAAUGUACCAAAAAAUGUUUACCUGGAUGCUUUUUUGUUUGCAACUAUUUAUCAUGUCAUACAAUGUAUAACAUGAUCCUAUGAUAUCCUACCUUACCUAAUUUCUUAAAUAAAGCAGUGGCCUACAUUAGAACUGGAUGCAACAUUUUUAACCUUUUUUUAAACUGAAAUUCAACUCCUGUUACUAGCAAAAAUUCAGUUAAAUAUUUACUAAUACCAAGCUGAGCAUUACUAGGUAUGAAAAGGUGUUUAAAAUAUUUUUAUUAGAUUUUUAGAGAAUUAUUAUAGACUUAAAAUGUGGUAUUUUAAUUUGUUUGACACACCGUUUAAAUAGGUAUAUUUAUUAUUUAAGUUUAUGACAUUUUUAAGAUUACAUUUAAUUAUUUCUAAAAAUAUAUAUAAUUGAUUAGUAUUGGUGUACACAAAAGACAAUAUGCUUCUCAACUAAUAAAAAAUAACUCAUUUUAUGCCUUAACCAAUCAUCUGUAUGUUUAUCAUUAAUUUUUUUUUCAAAUGUGUAUUAUGGGUUUGUAAUUUUAUUUAACAAAAUUUAAAAUAAAUGAUUGACACACAAUUUUGUUAAAUAGCAUUUAACAAAAAUAUAAAUUGUUAUAAUAAUGUUUUACUUUAUGAUUUUAGGCAGACUUAGUGGAAAUGAAAGAAAUACAAAAAUCAUUAGCAAUUUUUUGUAUAGCAACAUAUGGUGAGGGAGACCCUACCGAUAAUGCAAUGGAUUUCUAUGAAUGGCUUCAAACUGGCGAUGCUGAUCUAGAAGGAUUAAAUUAUGCUGUAUGUAUUUUAAUAUAUUUAUUCUGAAUUCAAAUUAUUAUUAUUUUAUGUUAAGUAAUCUGUUAUUCCUGAUAUUAUUUAUUUAAUUUUCUUUAAUACAAAUUUUAGGUUUAUCUAAAAUUAAAGAAAUUUUAUUUUUUUGAAAUUUAAAACAUUGUUUAUAUUAAAUUUGCAUACUUAUUAUUAUAAAUGGGUAUCUGAGAAAAUGGCUACAUGCGUUUAUUCAAUUUAAUUUAAUUUGCUUUGAUGUUAAAUGGAGGUCGCAUCAUAGUUAUAGCCUACUUCAACCUAUUUAUGUUUGACAUUCAUGAAUAAUUCACAAAUGUAUAUUUUAAUCCAAUCAAUAAUUAUUAUUGGCAUAGAAUUGAUGAUUAGGUUUCAAAUGCAUUCAAUUUAUGCAUACCUAAUUAUGUAUUAAUAUUAGUUACAGAGAAUCGAUCCAUUAUUUUGAAAUUAAUAAAUAAGUACAUACUACAUUGAAGUAACAACAUAAAGUUACAUAAUUUAGUCCCUAAUAAAACAUUUGAAAAUACUUUUGUUUUAUUUUCUCUAAAACUAUUCAAAAUGUUUAUUUUAUAUAAUAUGCCUUUGACGUAUGCAUCAUUGUAAUUUAUGUAAUAAUUUUUUCUCUUAUUGAUUUAUUUUAUACCUACAUAUAUACAUAUAUACAUAUAUACAUAUAUAUAUAUAUAUAUGCCCAUACACAAAUUGCUUAUCUUUAAUUUUUAUAAAUAUUUAAAAAAUCAAAAUAACUAAGUCAUAAUCUAGAUUUGUUUCAUUUAAAUUAACUUUCUUUUUUUAUGUAGGUAUUUGGAUUAGGAAACAAGACUUAUGAACACUAUAACGAAAUUGCUAUUUACAUAGAUCAACGUUUGGAAGAAUUAGGUGCAACUAGAGUGCACGAGAUUGGUCUAGGAGAUGAUGAUGCCAAGUAAAUAUAAACUAUUACAGUACAAUCUUAAACUGGUAUUAAAAUAUUAAUCAAUAAUGAAUAGAUUAAAUUAUUUUUAAAAAAUGUACCAAUCAUAUUAUUAUAUUAUCAAUGCUGGAAUUGAAAAAAAAUUUGCAUGUCAUAAUAUUUAUUAUUUGGAAAUAGCAUAAUCAUACUUUAAAAAAAUAAAUCAAUUUACAAUUUAUUUCUAGUAUUAAGUGAAAUGUGCAGAAUACUGUUAAAGUAUUAUCAUAAAAAUAGUAGUUAUUAGUAUUAGUAUGUUAUUAAAAUUCUAGCACUGAUAAUAUUUUAAAUAAUUCUUUGUAUGUAUAACAUAUAGGUAAUAACAAAUUACUGUUUGUAUUUUGUACUUUAGUAUUGAAGAUGACUUUGUUACUUGGAAAGAAAAAUUAUGGGAAAGUGUUUGUUCGCAUUAUGGUAUUGAAGAAACUGGUGAAGAAAGUAAUAUUAGACAAUACAAAUUAGUAGACUGUUCUGAAGUUUUACCAGAGCGAAUAUUUACUGGUGAAAUAUCACGACUUAAAUCUUAUGUAAACCAAAGAUUGUAAGUCAUAUUAGAAUAUUUAUUUAAUUGUACUAAGAUGUGUUGAAAAUAAUAUAAUUAUUUACAUAAUAUUUGUUUAGCCCAUUUGACGUCAAGAACCCAUAUAUAGCCAAAGUUGUAGUUAAUCGAGAGCUACACAAAUCUGGUAAUCGCUCAUGCAUGCACAUUGAAUUUGAUAUUGAUGGUUCAAAGAUGAGGUAUGAUACAGGUGAUCAUGUUGCAGUCUAUCCAAAGAAUUCUUCAGAAUUAGUUGAUAAAAUUGGCAAACUAUUAAAUGCAGAUCUCGAUGCGGUUUUUUCAUUGUUAAAUACAGAUGGUAUAAAUAGAAACAAUUUAUAUUAUUUAAUGUUUAUAACCAAUAACUUAUUUAUUAUUUAUACAUAUUAUAGAGGAGUCUAGUAAAAAACACCCAUUUCCUUGUCCUUGUACUUACCGGACUGCUUUAACUUAUUACUUGGAUAUCACUUCAAAUCCUCGCACACAUAUCAUGAAAGAAUUAAUGGAAUAUGCUAGUGAUCCAAAAGUAUGUUUAUUUUUUUAAAUAUAUAUUAUGAAUCAUGGCGGUGAAUCAUAUAUGUUUAAAAUUAAUAUGUAUUUAUAGUAAUAUUACCUAUAUCUGUCUUAUUUAAGGAUCAAGAAAAGUUAAAACUUAUGGCUAGUUCAACACCAGAGGGUAAAAAGGAAUUCCACGAAUGGAUAUUACAUGAUAACCGUAAUAUUGUAAAUAUUUUGGAAGACUUACCCAGUGUAAAGCCUGAUCUGGAUCAUUUGUGUGAACUACUUCCAAGAUUACAAUGCCGUUAUUAUUCCAUAUCAUCGUCACCAAAAGUAUACCCAAAAUCUAUUCACAUUACAGCAGUAGUUGUAGAAUAUACUACUCCAACUGGUCGUGUCAAUAAAGGUGUUGCAACUAACUUGUUGUCACAACUAAAACAAACUAAUGAUGAACUGCCACAACCAACUAUACCUAUAUAUAUUAGACGAUCUCAGUUCAGGUAAGCGACUCAUAUACACAUUUGAGGUUAUUGUAAAUUUAAAUAUAUAUUUAUUUUUAUUUUUAAUAACUAUUUGAAUACAUUUUUCUUUUAAAGAUUACCACCAAAGAGUCAAAUUCCAAUUAUAAUGAUUGGUCCUGGUACAGGACUAGCACCAUUCCGAGGUUUUAUACAAGAAAGAGACUAUGCACGUAAAGAAGGUCUGUAAUUUAUAUUUAAAAUAUUUGUUUUGCACACUAAGUAUUUGUGUAAUUUUGUCUAUUCAGGCAGAGAAGUCGGAGAAAUGAUUCUGUAUACUGGAUGUCGUAAGAAGAAUGAAGAUUUCAUUUACGAAGAUGAGUUACAAGAAUAUGUUACAAAUGGAACAUUAACAAAGGUAAGCUAUUAAAUUAUUUUUAAUAUUAUAAUAUUAUUUAAAUAAAUCCUACAAAGUUUUCCAACAUAAAUUGUUUGCUUUUGAUAUUUUAUUUUAUUAAGAAGCUACCCAAACAAUUAUUUAUUAAACUGAUCAUUAUUACAAUCUAAUAUUCUAGCUACAUUUGGCCUUUUCACGUGAUCAACCUGAGAAGUUGUAUGUUACACAUUUAUUAGAAAAAAAUGCAGAUGAACUGUGGAAUAUAAUUGGUGUAAAAAAUGGACACAUAUAUGUUUGUGGGUACGUAUUAAAUUGUGUUAAAUUUUUAAAUAUGGUAUUGUAUUUAUUUAUUUAUUUUUUUAUGUUUAGUGAUGCAAGGAGCAUGGCCAAAGACGUACAUAACAUUAUUGUUAAGGUUGUCAUGGAAAAUGGUCAAAUGACCAAUAGUCAAGCACUAAACUAUGUUAAGAAAAUGGAACAACAGAAAAGAUAUUCUGCUGAUGUUUGGAGUUGAUUUGUUGUAUACAUUUUUAUUAAUCAAAGUACAAUAUGGAACGUCUUUGUUAGGAAAAAUAUAAAAAUAAUUCAUCCCAUAAAAAAAAAAAAAAAAUGUUUUAUAAUAAAAAUGGAAGAAAUGUGGGUUUCUUAUCUGUUUUAUUUAUUAAUAAUAUAUGUUAUUAAUUCUAAAUGAUCAAAUUUACAAUAAAAUUACAAUUAUUUUCUGUUUUAAAUUGAACUAUAUGCUGUUAUAUGUUAAAAUGUUACUAUUGACUAUCUUUUAGCUUCUGUUUUAACUAAUGUCUAAUUGGUUUUAAUAAUGUUUGUUGAAUCAACAAUAUGUGUAUAUACUUUUUCAUAACUUCCACUACCAAUUCAAAAUACUUAUGGUAUACUAAAUAAUUUGGGUAUUAAUUAAGAGGACACAAUACCCACAUUCAUUAUUCUUGUUUUACAAACAAAGAAAUUGUAGUAAAUUUACUGUCAUUAGAAUAAAUUGUGUGCCAUUGGUAUAUUAGAGGAAAUUGAUCUAAUGUUAAGCUUAAAUGUAAGAAUAUUAUUAUAUUAUGUGUUCUUAUGUUAAUUUUAUUUUUCAAUAUUUUAAUUUUUAAGUGAGAUAUUGGCAUUUUUAAAUUUUAAUAUUUUGCCCACUUGCUUAAAAAUUUAAAUACUGAAAAAAAUAACUAAUGGAACACAUUUAACAUAUUUUUGGCCUUUAAGUUAAUUAGUUGAUCAAUUUAUUCUAAUAUUAAAAAUAAUGGCAUAAAGUGUCCUACUGAACCCAAAUUUGCUAUGCUGUCCCCAUAUUUUGUAAGACGGGAGACGGUUAAUGCAGGGGUAGCAUCGUCUUAAUUAUAAUAUAUCUUUAAAUUUUCUAGGAUAUAGGUAUUCAGGAAAUAAUUAUUCAAUAUCAAAUUAAUCUACUCUAUGGUGUUGACAAAAAUUAACUUUGAUGAUUACUUUUUCCUUAUAUUUUUAUUAGUGUAAUUUUAAUUAAAAAUGACAAACACUAUAUUAUAGCCAGUAGAUUGAAAAAGAGUAGUCAGAAUUCAUUGUAUCACAUUUUAUUUUAUAUAUUUAUUAGUUUUGUUAUCUACAAGUUAUGUUUUCUCAGUUUUUAAAUGCUAAGUGAGUUUGUAAACUUGAAAUAGUUUCAGAUAGAGAGAUUUAAUAUAAGAUUGAAAAUCAAUAAAAAGCUUUAUUAAUUUGUAACAGUUAUCUAAAAUAUUAUUACAUUUUGCAUUAGUUGAAGUAACAUUCCUGGAUAUUGUUGUAUAUAUAGUUAAUGUAUUAUAGGAACAUAUAAAUAUGUUGUCUAUAUGACACCCGUAACAAUACCAUACGUGUUAAAAGACUAAGCUAACUUUAUUAUCAUUAGUUAACAAUAUUGAAGAUCAAUAAGAUAUAAUUUUUAUUUUUUUUUUAUGUAAACUAUCGUAAAUACUGAAAGUCAUAUUUUAAUACUAUUUGGUAAUAAAUUGUACAUUUAGCAUUGGUUUUAGUUUAUGAAAAAAACUUUUGUUAUGUACUUAAUUUAAAGUAAAUAUGCAAUGAUAUUUAGGUACACUAAUUUAUUGUUGUCCAAUAUUUUAAUAUGUGAAAACUUUAAAUUAAACAAGAGAAUCGAAUGCAAAAUAUAAUAUACCAGUGAAAGCUGAUAGAUAAAAUUACUUAUAGUUACCAACAAAGCGAUUAUUGUAAAAGAACCUAAUCUAUUUUUUUAAAGUAAAUUUUAACAGAUUUGAGUAACAAAAAUGCAUUAUUUUUAUAAGUACUGUGAUAAAUUGUUAGUUUAGUAUAUUUGGUUAUCUUAUAAUAUUAUGUAAUGGUUAAAAAUUGUUAAAAAAAAUAAAAAAUAAGAAAUUUUGUCGUUGAGAUUAUUAUAUAUAUUUUAUUAAUAUUAAAUAUUCUGUAUUGUAUUUUUUUUUUUUUAUAUUUUAAACAUGAGAUGGCACCUAAUGCAAUUGUAACAUGUUUAAAAUCUUUAUUUAGAUAUUUAUUUUUGUAUAUUUUUUUUAUCAUAAUAUGUACAUAUUAUGUAUUAAUGGGAUGAAUCAAUACACAACUAUAUUUAAUUUGUAUUUAACAUAUUAUAUUAUUUUUACUUUACCAUUGACUGUAAAUACUAUUUUAUAAUCAAUGGUAGAAAUCAGG